CCCUCACUGGGCUGUUUGCGAAAGCUCUUAAUUCUUGCUAAACACAUGCUGCUUUCUCUCUCACUUUCUUUUGCCCUCUCUCACCAGCCCUGACUUAAAUUGCCAGGCAAAUCUUUGGCAUUGUGUGCCGUGGCUACCCACUGUCCUGUGUGGCGCAGGUAUCUGCCCAUCACACAGGAGAGAGAUGUGGCAAAGAAUAGGACAGGCCGCCACAGGAGGUGACUGCAGGAGGUGAAAAACAAAGGAUAUUUCCCGCUGAGCAACGCUGGGACGUGGAUACGAGAGCCCGGGGGAAUAUCGACCAUGUUGGCACCAUGGAAAUUGUUUGUUUGCCAGAUGGCACUGAACAUAGUCUGUCACAUAGCAAAAGCCAGUUUAUGUCUCGGUGGUCGGGAUAUAUUUACCACGGUUAGAGAGAACAGCCCCACGGGAGAAUUCAUAGCCAACCUUAGUAUCAACGGAGACCCAGGAGCCAAUAGCAUUCGUCUGUGUGUCACGGGACAGGAUGCUGAUUGGUUUUACCUCGAAGGUCGUACGAUCAGACUGAACUCAUCGCUUUCAAAGACCUUGGAUCGAGAGGUCCUGGGAUCAGUCCUGAUAGCUGCUUUGACAUGUUAUGAAGAUAAAGUAAUACGGAGUCAAUACAGAAUCUUAGUGGAAAUUCUGGAUGAAAAUGACAACAUGCCAUAUUUCCUGGAGGACACAAUUCAACCACGAUACAUAAGUGAGUUGAUGGCUGUUAACUCCAUGGCGUUUACAGUCAAAGCCAAAGAUGAGGAUGAAGACACAAUCACUUAUAUGACUGAUAAAUCUUUACCGGAUGCCAGCUAUUUCAGAAUUGAUCUGCCCAACAGUGGGAGGGUAGUCCUGGACAAACCACUGGACUUUGAGACCAAAUCUCAUCUGCAGGUGGUCAUAUAUGCUGUGGAAACAAAUACCAAAGAAAAGUACAGCACAACAGCUACUGUUACAGUGAAUGUUCUGGAUGGCGAUGAUCAGUACCCACAGUUUUUGCCCUGCUCCCCUGUUUAUAAAGACGGAGAUGACACCAUCUGCACCAAUCCUGUCUACACAGUCAACAUCACAGAAACAGAUGAGGACAUUGUGCUUAAUUUCUCACCGGCUCCUAUCCAUGCUGAAGAUGGAGACAAAGGCAUCCAGACUCCUCUGGUAUACAGCAUACUGUCAGGUGAUGAUGAUGGCAGGUUUACAAUCAGCCCUGAAACAGGAGAGAUUACACUAAGGCACAAAGUAGAAAACAGGCUCCUGACACCUUCAUUUAGGUUGCGCAUAAUGGUUGCGCAGGUGAAUGACCCCAAAAAAUAUUCUGUGACAACGGCGCUUGUUCACGUGAUAUCUGAAAACCGCUUUGCUCCUUAUUUCAACCAAACUAUCUACAAAGGGUUUCUCAUCGAGAACUCCAGUCCUGCGGCACUCGUCACAACAUAUGGGAACCGAGUGCUGGUGGUCCAGGCCAUUGACGGGGACUUCAAAGAUGGAAUAAACCCCAAAAUUCACUACACCCUUCAUCCCAUGACAGGCAGAUAUAAACUGUAUCACAUUACUCAGGAUGGUAUUGUGAUUGCCAAGAGUGAUCGGCUAAGAGCCUUUGACCGUCACAUCCUAGAGGUGAUAGCAACAGAUGAAGAAUCAGGUGAGACUGCACAUGCUUCAGUGGACAUUGAAGUUCUACAAAGGGGACAUCUAGUUCCCAGAAGUCCAUUUGGAGAAGAACGACUGUUUGGAGACAUGAAUGCAGGGAUGGCUGGGGGCAUCGCUGCUCUUGUUCUCAUAGUAGCUAUAACAACACUAUUUAUUUUCCUCUGGCUGGUCAAGAAACGAAGAGAGAGACAGUAUCCAGCAGAGAGGGGCGCCAUAGCACUCGGAAAGCAUCCUAAUGUGAGCUUAAAGUGGUUCCGACAGGUUGACUCUGGACAUUCCAUACCACUUAUAGACGACGCCUCCUACCACAAUGAAGCAUUUGUCGACCACGAAUACUCCAAUGAUAUAACCGGAAGACACAGGCUGUACAUCAAAAAAGACGAAAUGCCCCCACCUGCAACCAAAGCGUACACCCCCAAAGAUUCUGAUAGACCCACAAUGCAAGAUAUGCUACCCAUUCUGGUGAUUCCAGAUAUUAACACAUCAAUAAUAACCUCAUCUGAUUUAACCAAUAGCCAAGCAGCUGUCACUUUUAUGGGAGAGGAAGGUCAAAAAACAGCAGAGGAGGCUUUGCCUGGAAAUGAAGAUGGACACUUUCUGGUCACAGGUGAUGAUGUGGAGGCCAGCGUGGAUGUUUUCAUGCCUGCCCUACUGCAAGAUACUCUUGUGACUGAAAAUGCUGCAGAAAAGGAGAGCUUUGAAGACAUUUAUUUUCCAGACAUUUCCGAGGAACCAGCAGCACUACUAAUUGAUGAAGAUGACGAUGAUAAUGGAAAUCAAUAUAAAGUCAUGCUCUCUGUCUUUUGCUACAGCGAUGAUGAAGACACAACAGAUGAUGAGCCAGAUGAAUUAAGGCACUAUUAUGAGCAAGAUCAGUUUACAAUCGACCAGAAGCCUACUGGAUUGGACGAUGAGGUUUCAUUUGAGGAAUCAAUUGAACAGCAGAAACCAAAUGACAUUGCAGAUGAAAUGAAUCCACAGCCUGAAUUAUCAACCACUGAACUACUUAGUUUUGUAGACUCGACUGAAUUUGAAUAGUAAUAUUUUAAUCAAUUGCAUUUGUGAAAUAGCCAAAUCUGUCUAUAUAUAUAUAUAUCACUGAAUAGGUUUAUUAAAACGGUGUGAAUAUUUGCAAACUUAAAUAAGUAUACUUAAAAACGAUGCUGGUUUAACUUAAGUAAGUUACCUGGUUGCUAGAAAAUGUAGAAAAAUAAAAUAUUAGUUAACUGAAUUAACUCAAAUUGUAACUUACUUUUAUUUGUUGAACCAUCUUUUUUUACAGUGCAUAUAGUUAUAUGUCUCUUCAUACUGGACUAUAAAUAUUGUGUCUUUGUGGUUAGUGAUGAGCCUUAAAUAUGUGCAUUUAUUAUUUUAAAAUUUAAAAAGAUUUACUAUCUGCUGUCUCAGAUAACACAUGUGUUUUGUAAUGUCUCUAUGUUCUUCGAAGGUGAGGAGAAAGCAGUGGGCUGAGCCCCUGGUUGCAAUUCACAACCUCACCGCUAGAUGCCACUAAAAGUUACACAUUGCAAAUUCAAUUCAUUUUAGAAUAAGACGUUGAGUCUGACAUUACAGUCGACCACAUUAAAAUGUAAAUAGAUAUAUUUUAAAUAAACAUGUGUGGUGACAUGAACACUUUCAUUAUUACUUGAUCAGAAACACACAAUAAAAAAUAAAAAUAGUUGUUUAAUGCAUAAAGAGUUUAUCACGUCAACUAUGCCAAUGUAUGUUACAGAAAUUGACUUGAUAAUAAUUAGCAUUUAAACUAUACAUGAAGAGAGACUGAAAAUACAAUCAUUUGUACCACAAUGAAUGUACUGAUAUUUUUGACCUACCUCAAAAUGUCAAACACAUGUUGCAAAGUUUUGCAUGACUGCAGAUUAUUCAGGUCUCAACAUCCCAUGUGAAAGGAAACAAAUUGUCAGCCUUUUUUCUGUAGCUAUCUUUCUUAACUUGUACAACACCAAGCGGGCUCAGCAUUAUUAUCUUUUGAUAAUAAGAUUCUGCUCUGUGAACGCAAGUGUUUCAUUUCUAUGUCUAUCUGCAGGAAGCAACGGCACCCAUUUCACCUCACCACAUUCUGCAGCAACAUCAAAUGUAGUUGAAAAAGAGUGAAAUUGCUGAAUUUCGAGAAUCAGAUCUCCAAAAGCACAUGCAGGCAUCUGUGCUAAGGCCAAGAGCAUCAUGAAAGACUCUAAAGCACAUGGAGAUGAACAAACAGUUUAUUGUGCUUACAUGAACUUUGAGGGCAGCGUUUUUGUGGUAUUUUGUAUUAUUUAAGAAAUUGUUGUUGUGUUUUGUGUGGAGGAGAUACAUUUACAUUUACAUUUGAAAGAUACUUUUAUUCGAAGUAUAUUUAAGCUAUACUUUUUGCUGCUGUAUAUGUGUUUCAUGGUGGGUGUCGAACCCAUGAUCUGACUGAGCAAAAGGAACAGAAAGUUGGAAAAAUGCAAUGGUCAUUGACAGCUUUCAUGAGAUCUGAUCUUGGCAGCUGGUACAGGUUUUCCAGCUUCUUGAACUACAUUUCCGCUCCAUUUUGGUGUCUUUUGAAAUGAAAGAGACUAUAGGCUAAGUGUAUUGCACUGUACUUUGAAAUGUUCAGUAAUUAAAAUUGAUUAAAAUCC
This is a messenger RNA of Misgurnus anguillicaudatus (oriental weatherfish), 4283 nucleotides long. It is a transcript of the gene cdhr5-rs, whose product is annotated as cadherin-related family member 5, related sequence. Gene Ontology annotation, molecular function: beta-catenin binding; calcium ion binding; cadherin binding. Gene Ontology annotation, biological process: adherens junction organization; cell-cell adhesion mediated by cadherin; homophilic cell-cell adhesion. Gene Ontology annotation, cellular component: plasma membrane; adherens junction; catenin complex. The record is from RefSeq and is a predicted model, not a curated record. Lineage: Eukaryota; Metazoa; Chordata; Actinopteri; Cypriniformes; Cobitidae.